Tilletiopsis washingtonensis is the source of this 1108-nucleotide messenger RNA. RefSeq lists its product as hypothetical. The transcript has 2 exons. Bases 19 to 1095 code for a protein of 358 amino acids. The record is from RefSeq and is a predicted model, not a curated record. Lineage: Eukaryota; Fungi; Basidiomycota; Exobasidiomycetes; Entylomatales. Gene Ontology annotation, biological process: maturation of SSU-rRNA from tricistronic rRNA transcript (SSU-rRNA, 5.8S rRNA, LSU-rRNA). Gene Ontology annotation, cellular component: nucleolus.
CACUCCCUCCAGCCCAGCAUGCCCUCCCGCUCGCGCAGCGACUCGUCCGGCUCUCGCGCCUCCAGCUCUUCCUCUUCAAGCGCCGGCGAUGCGCAUGCCGCAGCUCUGGCGGCGCUGCAGGCUCACGGCGCCGACUUCCUCGCCGCCUGUGGCAUGGCUCCAGCCGCCGCCGCCGCCGCUGCCGAGGACGACGACCACGACGAUGACGCAGAGGACCAUGAGGGGGAGCCGCCGGCUGCACGAGCAACGGCGGGCAGCACGGUUGCUGCCUCUGCCGCUUCCGCCUCUGCGCACAAGCAGCUCGCAUCCGCUGCGCCAGAGGUGCGCACGCAAGCGGCGGGCAAGAAGCGCGCCCGCGAGCCUGUCACGGUCGUCUUUGAGCAGACGGGGCGGCGACGAACAGGCGAUGAGGCGAGCGGCGGCGAUGCGCAGCGCGGGAGUGCGAGGGACUUCAUGUCGUCGAAGGUGCAGCGAGUGCAUACCUCUCAGGCCGCCGGCUCAAGUCGCAAGAGCGGCGUGACGUCCGAGGAUGAGGCGGACGAGAAGGCUGCGCGAGCAAACGACAAGGAGCUGUCGCAUCUCCUCUCCACUACGCUCUUCGCUCCUGGCUCUGGCGCGUCUUCUUCGACGCGCGGACUGUCGCACGGCGACACUGCCGCUCGCCUGGCGGAGCUGGGCGCUAGCAAGAAGGAGUUGAGAGGCGCAACGGUGGGGAGAGGAUGGGGAGAGGCGAAAGUCAAGGCUCAAGACAUGGCCGCCAUGCCUGCCGCCAUGCGUGCCGGGAUGCGCAAGAAGGAGAUGGAGCGCCAGGACAAGCGCGUGGAGCUGGCAAAGGAGCUGGGCACGUACCAUACGAGCCUGAAGAAGAUGAAGGAGGUGGGCAGCGACCUGAUCCUGGGCACGAGAAGGCUGGAGAAGGAACAGAGAACGAGAGAGAAGGGCGUGGGCAUGGGAGUCGGCACGUUCAGGAAUGGCACGCUGAAGAUUGGCAAGGCGGAGAGGGAGAGGAUCGAGGGGAGCAGGGGUGGCAAGACGAGGGGACGUGGAGGCAGAGGAGGAGCGGCAGGAAGGGGAGGCAAGCGUGGGAGAGCCUGAAUGUCAUCUGAUC